AUUCUGUGUUGGAGCUUAGGAACGCCCUCCCGACUGCCUCACCAACUGGUUCUCCUCCCUCCGCCCCCCUUCCCCCGAUAACACCUCACCCAGCCUUACGCUCUUGGUAAUUCUUGGCCCCCCUUUCAUACGGACGUGAAGGCAGUUUCUCCAGCAGCACGGCGGCAUUCUUGUCGCAAAUCCGGGGGCGAGAGCGAGGAAGCGCACACACAAACGCGUGCAGGUGGAACGCGUCGACCUAGAAAUUUUUCGAAGACGCGUGGUUUUCGGUGAUCGGUUUUUCUUCUCUUUUUUCUUAUUGCGUGUUGUCGUCGGAGAGGAAACAUUCAUAAGAAAGAGCGUAUUUACAGUGUCCUCUUCAGUGACGGUGACAAUAAUCGACGGAGAGAAAAGGAGAAGAAAAGAAAAAGUAAAAAAAAAGAGAAGAGAGAAAAUUCGCGUCAUUAUUCAUACGCCUGCUGUCCCAACGCUUUGCUGAAGGUGAAGCGCACCGCAGACAGAGCGGAGUCAAGAACAAGUAACAUUUGGUUGAACAGACCGUAGAAAUGUUCCCACAUAUGUACAAAGUCAGGCCCCCGAAGUCGGCCCAGCGUCGGGAAUCGUCCGGCUCGGCGAGUCCGGGCACCGUCGCCGCCGACUGCGAGUGGCAGGGCGACAACUGGCGGCGUUCGAACCGCUGGACGCCCCCGUGGGACCAACAGGGCUCCGCGCCGUCCACGCCCCAGUCGGUGCCCUCCACGCCGCCACCCAUGCCGGCGCCGCAGCAGGAAACCAGCCUCAGCAGGAGUCCUACACCAUGGAGAAAGGAGGGGCAUCAGAGGACCGAGAGCCCAGGACCUCCCCAGCAACCGCGCCAUAGGUCUACGCUGACCUGGACCCCCGCACCCCCCUUGCCACCCGAGCAGAGGCAGCAGCAGCAGUUCCCACAGCAGCCGAGCCCCAACCACCCCCCGGGCCCACAAUCUUACCAACAACAGCAACAGCAGCGUCAGAGGCCCUCCGCGAUGGAGGACAGGCGAAAGCGAGACGCCGUGUACCUAGAGGAGCAGCAGGGCGAGAGAGGCCCCUCGAACAAGCCAAAGAGAGAGAAGAUGGUGAAGCUGCACAUCCCUCCCGCCGGGGACGCCUCGAACGACCUCAGCGACGGCAGGAGCACGACCACCCCCACCUCCCUCUUCCCGCGGAGGAGGCGAGAGAGGGACGACGCCGACGAGGCGGAGGAGGACGAGAACAAGCCCCCGGAGAAGCUCAGCAUCAGCUCCUUGAGGAACAGGUGGGAGUCGAAGAUCCAGGACGAGAACGAGCAGAAGGAGAAGAGGAGGAGCCUCAUCCUGAAGCAGCAGGGCAAGUUGGAGAAGGAGAAGAACGAGAAGGAGAAGGAGAAGGAAAGGCAGGAAGCAGAGAGGGAGAAGCAGCAGAAGGAGAGAGAGAAACAAGAACAGGAGAGGAAGAAUCAACUGGAGAGAGAGAGGCAACAGAAGGAGAAGGAGAGGCAGCAAGAGAGAGAAAGGCAAGAAAGAGAAAGGGAGAGACAAGAGAAAGAAAGAGAGAAACAACGAGAGAGAGCAAGGCAGGAGAGAGAGCGAGAAAGGCAAGAAAAUGAGAGAGAGAGGCAGCGAAAGGAGAGGGAAAGGCAACAGCAGGAGAGGGAGAGGCAAGAGCGAGAGAAGCGCGAAAAGGAGAAAGAGAAGCAGAACAGAGAAAGGGAGAGGCUGAACAAAGAGCGAGAGCAGCAAGAGAAAGAGAGGCGGGAGAGAGAGGCGCUCAAGGCCAAGCGGGAGAAGGAGGCCGCGAGCGAAGAGAAGGAGCGGCAGAGGGAAGGCGAGGAGAUGCCCAGGAGGAGGAGCAGCUUCCUGGACGAGGUGCAGCUGCGGAAGGUCAAGAAGAAGGAGGAGCCGAUCCAGCCCAAGAAGGAAGUCAGCAUCCUCGACCAGGUGCAGCUGAGGGAGGUAAAAAAGGAAGAGAAACCCGCCAAGAAGGAAGAGAACUUUCUGGAGAACGUGCAGCUAAGAGAGGUAAGGAAGGAGGAGCCGCCGAAAAGACAAGAGCCGGCCGGAGACAGGUACAGCCUCGAUGAAAUAGAGAGAAAGCUAAAGGAGCUCGAAAGAAAGCAGAGUGACCAAGCCCAGAACAAGCAACAGUCAGACGCCCGUUUCUCCAACAAACAGGCCACUUCCGACAGAGAAAAGAGCGCAUCUGAGAACGUAGCCAUUCCCAGAGUCAGAGAUGACAACAAAUCAAGGAUGUCGUCGGGGAAGGUCAAUGGAAGGGCAGAAGAGGAAGAGGAAGAAGAAGAGAGCGAGGAGGAAGAGGAAGAUGAGGAAGAUGAGGAAGAGGAAGAGGAAGAGGAAGAAGAGGAAUCCGAGGAAGAAGAAACCGUUGCAGAACAGGCAGCGCCCAGAACACGCCAGGCAAAUGCACAGAAGGCGACUGCACCCCCACCGCCACCAGCUCCCCCUAAAAAAAGUCCAGCAAUACCCGAAGCUCCCCCAAUGCCCGGCGUUCCCCCGCCUCCCCCACCCAUGCCGGGUAUGCCCCCACCCCCGCCCCCACCAAUGCCCGGAAUGGUCCCUGGCGAGAAGAAGAUCUCGGAGGCCAAGAAGUUCAAGCUGGACCAAAUCAAGCGGGCGGCGAGGACCAGGCCAGAUUGGAACACCUUGCUCAAGAAUAUUGAGGGCGGCGUCAAGCUCAAGCACCUUUCCCCCUUCGAGAAAACGGACAGAUCCAAGCCCAUUUUGCCUUCGUCCCGCGGCAAAGGAGGAAAGUUUGUGUAUGAGUCUGAGAAGCCCCUCGCCCACAACGAACUCCUGAGGGAGAUCCACAGGGGCGUCAGACUCCGGAAGGCCAGGACGGACGACAGAAGCAGGCCGGAUUUCAAGGCUCUAGGCCUGAAGAAGCUGCGUCGGCAGCGGACUAUGGAGGAGGUGAAGGACCCAAUGGAGGCGAUGCCGUCGUCCUCAGACGAAGAGGAGGACAUCGACACCAUGAGGGACGACCUCCAGGCCACCAAGAGCCAACUCGCCGAGGAGAUCAAGCAAAGGAAGAAGAUCGAGCGCGAAAACAAGAUUUUAAAGAUCGAUAUCGAGAGCUUGCAAGCGGAGGUGAAGAAGCUGAAGCGGCAGCUGAAGGAGGCCGGAGCGGUGGAGCCGAAGCCCCUGAAGAGCAGCGAGGCAGAGGAAAUCGUGCCCAAGCUCGAGAAAUCCAUGAGCAAACUGCGCAUGCGCGAGGACGACCUCGACUUCUCCGAGCUGGACACUCUGGAGACCGAGAUCAACAACCUGAAGCGGGAGGUCGACUUCCACAAGAAGCAAGCCGAGGAUUACCUCACGCGGUACGACGAGGUCACGCAGAAGCUCAUCGUCUCCGAGAACAGCGCGGACGAGUGGGAGCUGCGAGGCAAUUACUACGAGAAGAAGUACAAGGCCUUGCAGAAGGAGCACAACAUCGAACUGCCGGACAUCGACACCAUCGGCACGCAGACGGACCCCGUGGACUUCGUGGAGGCGCCGCCGUCGUCGCCCGUGGACGCCGACGACGACGACGACGACGACGACGCCAAGGCCUUCCCCGUCCCGUCCAAGUCAGGCUCGCGAAGGAGCUUUGCGUCCUCCGUCCACCGGAUGGAGAGCUUCAAGGAGGAAGAUGAGGACGAGGACGAGGACGAAGAUGAGGAAGAAGAGGAGGAGGAAGAAGAGGAAGAGGAAGAGGAAGAAGAGGAAGAAGAGGAGGAGGAAGAGGAAGCAGAAGAGGAAGCAGAGGAAGUCGACGAGGAAACGGCAGCGGAGAGAAGAGCCGAGAAUGCACAGAAGAAGAAGGACAGAGACCUGAAGCUGUGGCAGAACAAGCUGGAGCACAUGAAGGACCGCGAGACGAACAUCCGCAAGGAGAGGAACAGCCUGAGGGAGAGAAUAAAGAAAUACUUCCGCGACAUCCAGGCCGAGAGAGAAGGCUACCUGAAGAUCAAGGCGGAGAUCGACGAGAUGGCGAAGGCCAUGAAGGAGGGCGUGGAGAGCGAGCCGGAGUCGGAGUCGGAGGAAGACGAGGAAGAGGAGGAGGACGAGGACGAGGGGGCGCCGCCAGCAGACCACGAGGACAACGCUGGCUGGUGGUUCGACGAGCCCAACCAGAAGCCAAAGAAGCUGAAGAAGAGAAAGAAGAAGAACAACCGCGAAGAAGAGAGGGAGGAAGAGGAGAUGGUGGAUUUAUCGCAACUCGUGGAACCGGAAUGGAGCGACAGCGAAGAGGAGGAGAGUGAGAGCGACAACGAGGAGAACGAAUUCGAGAGCAGAAUAUCCUGCUUGCAGGAUCGGACGAAGAAGCACGAGCUGUCCAUGAACGCCAUGAAGAAGGACAAUUACGUGCUGAAGGCGCAGGUGGAGCGGUGCGAGGAGAUGUUCGACGUGGAGAAGAGACGACACAAGCGGUUGAAUGAGGAACUUCACAUCAUGUUAUCGGAACUCUCGUAGCCUCUGUCCCCUUCGGUCUACGAUUUUUUUUUAGGUUUCUCACUUUGCCUUAGUCUUUAUUUCUCAUCUUUUUCUCUCUAGGAUAUGUAAUAAAUGACUCAAAUUUUUAUUUUAGAUUUGUAAGUAGAGAGUAUAAAUGCUUCUUCGUUUUGUUGUUGUGUAUAUGAACUGGUUAUAUGAACGACGAUGUGAAUGCGUAUUACACUUUUUUAGUAUAAGCAAAUGUCUGCUUUGUUCUCCACCGUGUGGCAGCUUCAUAUUGAGUGCAGAUAUUGUAACUUUUAAAUAGCAUUAGUCUUUUUAUCGUAUGCAUUCUGCUACAUAUACUGUAUUUGGAAACAAAAAUUCCCUUCUUCCCUUAUUUGCAGUAAUAAAAAUGCUAAACAGACACGCCUGUGCAUAUUAAAAUGGAAGAGAAAUUUAGAUAAUGUGAGAAAUUAAUAGAAGAAAAAGUAUACCGAGUGUAACACAAGGAUGCGUGCUCGAACAGAACACCCUAAGGAUCAAGCAGAUGUCCUUCAUAGGUUCUGCAACAGCAUCCAUGGGACCAAGGCAAGGCAGACCGUGAUAGCUGUUGCAAUUCUCCAGAACUUGGGUAUUUCUGCCAUUUUAUUGGAAUUAUUUAUGUUCCAUUUUUAUUACAUUAUUUGGAAUGCAUUUUUUUUUCAUGUGUGGCAAGAACAAUGGUCGGUUAAAAAAGGUAAUCGAAAUAUCCUUUGUAUUUCAUACAUCUUUAUCAUUAUUUACUUAUUUUUCAAAUAUGACAAGCGAAGUAGCUCAUUCCCAAAAGAAGAAAAAUCAAAUCAAACCAUGACAUCGAAUCUAUUACUUUUCAUGUUUUUUUUUGUUUUUUUUUAUUAUAUAAGUAUGCAUCAUCAUUCUUCCUUCCUUCUUUUCCACUUCUCUUCUCUCUUCCAAGAACAGCUUCUCUCUAAAACGAGUUGAGUGUAUGGUGUCCUGUUGUCCGAUAGCGUCUAACCAAUGUCAAUCUCUGAAGGUGCGUCUCACUGCCACCUCCCCCAGCGGGAACAGGUCGGCCGGCAAUUCAAUACUUUGUGUGUAGGCACUAGAAGCCUUUUCAGAUUUUUAAAAAGUUUAAUAUGCAUGACAUUUUACAACUAAAAUAGAUUAUGAAUCUAAUAAAUUAUGGCAGGAUCAU
This is a messenger RNA of Penaeus monodon (black tiger shrimp), 5625 nucleotides long. RefSeq names its product trichohyalin-like. Gene Ontology annotation, cellular component: actin filament; cytoplasm. The coding region runs from base 546 to 4466 and encodes 1306 amino acids. Gene Ontology annotation, biological process: actin filament polymerization. NCBI's taxonomy places the organism in Eukaryota, Metazoa, Arthropoda, Malacostraca, Decapoda, Penaeidae. Gene Ontology annotation, molecular function: microtubule binding; actin binding. The transcript is spliced from 16 exons. The record is from RefSeq and is a predicted model, not a curated record.